This is a messenger RNA of Petromyzon marinus (sea lamprey), 2280 nucleotides long. Lineage: Eukaryota; Metazoa; Chordata; Hyperoartia; Petromyzontiformes; Petromyzontidae. The record is from RefSeq and is a predicted model, not a curated record.
UAUAUAUUACACACCACACAUGACUAGUGACUAGUCACUAUUGACAUACUAGUCAGUAGUGUCUACUAUCUAUAUAUUACACACCACACAUGACUAGUCACUAGUAACUACUGACAUACUAGUCAAUAGUGUCAGCACACAUGUCGGGAGAAGCACCGAGAAGCCCUCCACAGUCACUACAAUCAGGUUGCCACAGUCACUACAAUCAGGUUACCACAGUCGCUAAAAUCAGGUUACCACAGUCACUACAAUCAGGUUGCCACAGUCGCUACAAUCAGGUUGCCACAGUCGCUACAAUCAGGUUGCCACAGUCGCUACAAUCAGGUUGCCACAGUCGCUACAAUCAGGUUACCACAGUCACUACAAUCAGGUUGCCACAGUCGCUACAAUCAGGUUGCCACAGUCGCUACAAUCAGGUUACCACAGUCACUACAAUCACGUUGCCACAGUCGCUACAAUCAGGUUGCCACAGUCACUACAAUCAGGUUGCCACAGUCGCUACAAUCAGGUUGCCACAGUCGCUACAAUCAGGUUGCCACAGUCACUACAAUCAGGCUGCCACAGGCGCUACAAUCAGGUUGCCACAGUCGCUACAAUCAGGUUACCACAGUCACUACAAUCAGGUUACCACAGUCGCUACAAUCAGGUUACCACAGUCACUACAAUCAGGUUGCCACAGUCGCUACAAUCAGGUUGCCACAGUCACUACAAUCAGGUUGCCACAGUCGCUACAAUCAGGUUGCCACAGUCACUACAAUCAGGUUACCACAGUCACUACAAUCAGGUUGCCACAGUCGCUACAAUCAGGUUGCCACAGUCACUACAAUCAGGUUGCCACAGUCGCUACAAUCAGGUUGCCACAGUCGCUACAAUCAGGUUGCCACAGUCGCUACAAUCAGGUUGCCACAGUCGCUACAAUCAGGUUGCCACAGUCACUACAAUCAGGCUGCCACAGGCGCUACAAUCAGGUUGCCACAGUCGCUACAAUCAGGUUGCCACAGUCGCUACAAUCAGGUUGCCACAGUCGCUACAAUCAGGUUGCCACAGUCGCUACAAUCAGGUUGCCACAGGCGCUACAAUCAGGUUGCCACAGGCGCUACAAUCAGGCUGCCACAGUCGCUACAAUCAGCUUGCCACAGGCGCUACAAUCAGGUUGCCACAGUCACUACAAUCACGUUGCCACAGUCGCUACAAUCAGGUUGCCACAGUCGCUACAAUCAGGUUGCCACAGUCGCUACAAUCAGGUUGCCACAGGCGCUACAAUCAGGUUGCCAAAGUCGCUACAAUCAGCUUGCCACAGGCGCUACAAUCAGGUUGCCACAGUCGCUACAAUCAGGUUGCCACAGGCGCUACAAUCAGGUUGCCACAGUCGCUACAAUCAGGUUGCCACAGUCGCUACAAUCAGGUUGCCACAGGCGCUACAAUCAGGUUGCCACAGUCGCUACAAUCAGGUUGCCACAGGCGCUACAAUCAGGUUGCCAGAGGCCGCCGACAUUAUCGUUAUUUAAAUUCCACUCGUUUUCCCAGGAGACCAUCACGGAGUCUAAAUAUAUUUAUCUUUCAGGAGAGUCCCGUCAAGUUUUUGCAGCAGGGCGCAGACGCACUAUGUAAUCCCAAUUUAAUACAUUGUCAGCACUGGGUUGUUUGGCUAGCACCAGUCACGUUCAUCUAUUGUUUAUAGCAACGGGAAGAAACUGGAUAACCCAAAAGAAAUCCAUCCAGGACACGGGGGCGAACAUAAAAAAAAAACUCUACACGGAAAGGCACCCAAGUCGGGAAUCGAAUCCAGGCCCUUCCUGCUGUGAGGCACAAGAGCCACCACUGCACAUGAAAGGGACGCGACCCUCGAUUAAAGGAAGCGGUCACAAUUGCCGCAAAUGUAUUACAAAAAACUUAAAGCAACCAUCCGCCAUAUCCCCAAAUUGCCCCCCUGCCACCCUUCCCUGUGGGGGGUAGCUAGGGAAGAGUUCGUGAGAUGGGGCGGAGGCAUAGCAUAUGGUGAGGGACCCUUUAUGGUCGGUUUGCAAUACAGUCGCUUGUGGUAAAUUGGCAGUAGUUUGGGGGUAAAUCUGCGAUAGUUUUCAUUAAUUAGAGCCCAAAGGUAGGAAUCCACACAAGGCACAUUCAAAUGUAAUAUAUUUGAUGUAUGUACAACAUAACUUUAAUGAAAAUGAUGAACAGUCGACAACGCUGAGAUUGAAAAAUCUGGAAAUGGCAUUUUGCUAAUGCAUGUUUAAACACGUGGCCCCGACCCUUCAAAAAUUACAAUGAGAAAAAAAA